CAGGUCCUCAAGCCCGGGACGGGGGCGCCUGCUCGGGUCUGUGCAGUUCGGGCCCCAUCUCCAGGACAGCGAGGCGUUCUGGGUGGGGUCCUCAGCGCUGACGGGAGGUGAGGUGAGGAGGGAGGGCGUUGCGUACGGUGGGAGCCGCACGCGCAGAGCCUGGGAGGUGCGCCGGGGCCGCGAGCGUUCGGAAACCUGUGGAUCGACCGGUGUUUGCAAGGAGGGAGAGAAUGAAGAGCCAGGCUUUAAUUCUGAGUCUUUGGGAGCCAUGGAGGGUUGUGAAUAAAGGAGAACACGAUCUGAGGGAGGGUCGUGUUCUUUAAAAAAAUAUUUCAAAGGCCGUGAGUGGAGAUAACAGACUGUUAGGGAGUGAUGAUGGUGGACGCAGGGAUACUGGCGAGGAGGCGGCUGUAGUAGAAUCCAGGAGGAUUGUGUUGGAUUCUGGAGGGACCUAAGUAAUAAGAUUCUUGGUAGAUUUUAAAGGUAAAGCCCGUAGGCUUUUCUGCUGCAUCAUUUGUGCCUGUGAGCAAAAGUGGGAGUGAAGUAUGAUCCCAAGUUUUUCUCUUACUUGAACAUCUGGAAGAGUUGACAGAAAUCUAGUGGGGGAGCAGGUUUCAGGGACAUGCUAUGAGUUAAAUUUUGGACGUGGUGUUUCUUUCUUUUCUUUUUAAAAUAUAUUUUACGUUUCCAGCCGUCCACUGAUGGUAUGCACGUGGUGUUUCUAAAUUGUCACAGAGUGAGGUUGUUACAUGGGCAGCUGGAAUUGUAAGUAGAAAAUUAAGGGGAGAAGACUGGCUCGUUGAUUUUGUACUUGGUGACAGGCUGGGGCUUAGACUCAGGCCAAGCCUUAAAUUUAGACGGGUAAUCUUAAGAUUUUACUUUGAGAUGAAGAGAGGGAGGGCUGGGGCUGGAAGCUGGGGAAGAGUGGGUCGGCCUUGCGAGGCUGCUUGCAGAUAGAAGGGCCCUGGGGUUCCAGGGGCACUUCCAGAGGAAAUAUUUAAGGAAUACACACUGCAUAGGAUGGAUUUGAGGGUGGGACACUCUGCAAAGUCACCGUUCAGGAGGUUUGGUGAACCUAUUCACUCUAUGUAGAGCCAGAAGAAGGUCAGCCAGACUAGCGGAGCAGCUCAAGCCCAGCAAGAGCAGCUCUCCCCGGAAAACACAGAUUUAAGCUUUAUAGAUUUAACAAAUUUAUGCAAGUCGAUUAAAAUGCCACUAUACCUCUGUGCUCUAAUAAAAAAUAAAUGUUUGCUUUUUGUCAUGUUUUCCUGGCACAGAACUCCUAAAAUCCUUGUAAUUUCCUCAGUGAAAAGUGUCUUGUGAUAAGUCAUGUAGCACAUAACAAUAAUGUUGACCACAUCAAUGGCGGUGAUCCCCUGAGAUUAUGAUACCAUAUUUUUACUGUACCUUUUUAUUUCUUUCUGAUCAAGAGGUAAACUGCGUUUUCUAAGUUUAUAUAUGUUUAAAUACCCAAAUAAUUAUCACUGUGUUACAGUUGCUGACAGUAUUUAGUAUAAUAGCUUGCGGUACAUGUUUGUAGCCUAGGAGCUAUAGGCUAUAAUACAUUUAGUAGUUGAACGAGUUUCUCCUUAUCCUUGGAGGAUACUUUUCAAGACCCCCAGUGGAGGCCUGAAACUGCAGAUAGUACCCAACCUAUAUAUACUAUGUUUCUUCCUAGGCUACAUACCUAUAAUAAAGUCCAAUUUAUAAAUUAGGCAUUAUAAGAGAUUAAUAAUAACUGGAAAUAUAGAACAAUUACACUUUAAUUAUAAGUUAAUAAAAGUUAUGUUACUGCAGUUGAGACAAUAAAAAAACAAAAAAGAUUAUUUAAAAAGUUAUGUGAAUGUGUUAUCUCUAAAUAUCUUAUUAUACUAUUUACCCUUCUUCAUCUCAAGAAGAAAGGACUAAACUCCAUAGCGUAAUACUUCCUCAUACCACUUAGAAUGGUGCACUAUUUAAAACAUGAAUUGUUUAUUUCUGGAAAUUUAAUAUUUUAAUAUUUAAUGUUAAAAUUUUAACAUUACUAUUUUCAGACUGAAGUUGUAAUUUAAUACUUAUAAUUUUCACCUGAAAUUGAAUGCAGGUAACUGAAACUGCAAGUAGCAAAACAGCUGAUAAGGGAAGGCUACUAUACUUGAGUUUUAUGAGAUGACUUAGGGUGAGCAGACAGGGUGGAGUCUCUAGAUAGCCUCAGAGUGGAGUUGGUCACCAGACAAAUCAAGUGAUUAUAGGAUUUGAACUUUAAGCCCCAGCUCUGGCCUCCAGGGAGGGAAGCAGAGGUUUGGAGAUUAGAUUAUAUAAAAUCUUGAACAAUGAGUUCAGGAAGCUUCAAGGUUGUGAACACUUGGAAAUGCUGGGAGAGUGACAUAAGAGAGCAUGGAAGUAUUCUGCCUUACCCCCUCUCCCAGUACCUUGCCAUAUGCAUCUCUUCCAUUUGGCUGUUCCAGAGUUACAUCCAUUAUCAUAAACUGAUAAACAUAAGUAUUUUCCUGAGUUCUGUAAGUGGUUCUAGCAAAUUAUUGAAAAAGGUCAUGGCAGCCCCCAAAUUUGUAGCCAAGUGGAGAAAAUUACGGUGGUUUGGACAUUGGCUUGCAGUUGGCAUAUGAAAUGUGGACAGUUGUGUGUGACUGAGCCUUUAAACCUUUUGGUUUAGAUGCAACUCCAGGUAUUAUUAGGAUAGGAUUGAAUUGUAGGACACCUAGUUGGUAUCAGAAUCAGAGAAUGAUGUUGGAAAAGACACUGCAUAUUUAUUGUCAAAGAAUCACAGAAGCCUCUGAUAAUUUGAUAACAUAUCCCAUUCACAUAAAGACUGUGGUCUUUCUUGUUGAAUAUUCUGUGUGAGCUUGGGAACAGUGUGUAUUCUGUUCUUUUUGGAAAAAAUAAAGAUGUUGAUUAUGUCCAGUUGAUUGAUGAUGUUGAAUUCAGCUAUGUUUAUUCGUUUGGACAUUGCUGAAUAUUCUGUGUGAUCUUGGUAACAGUGUAUAUUCUGUUCUUGUUGGAAAAAAUAAUCUAAAGAUGUUGAUUUUGUGCACUUGAUUGAUGGUGUUGUUGAAUUCAGCUAUGUUUAUUGGUCUGAACAUGGAUGGUGUUGUUGAAUUCAGCUAUAUUUAUUGGUCUGGAUGUUGGCUUGCAAUGAGCAUAUGAAGUGAGAACAGUUGUGUAUGACUGAGCCUUUAAAACCUGUUGGUUUAGAAGCAACUCCAGGUAGUUAGUAUUAGAAUAGGAUUGAAUUGUAGGACACCUAGUUGGUAUCAGAAUCAGAGAAUAAUGUUGGAAAACACACUACAUAUUUAUUGUCAAAGAAUCACAGAAGCCUCUAAUAAUUUGAUAACAUAUCACAUUCAUAUAAAGACUUAAAUGGCAAGAAACACCAAAAUUUUCAAAACUGUUUACAGAAGUCUUAAUGCUGUGGUCAGUACUAGCCCGGUAUUAGCAUUGGACAAGUACAAAUGAGUUUGAUGCCUACAAUAGCACUGCAAGGUAGCCACCAUUAAGUGUUCCCAUUUUACAGAUGGAGGCAACUUCAGACAGGUCAGAUCUUUGUCCAGUGUCACACAGCUGGCAAAAGCAACCUACCCUUUGUAAAUGCCACCUUGAACACCUUUAUUGCAUAGCCUCCCUCUUCCUGCAGAUUCCUGUGGCAGCAGAAGAGUUUGUGAAACCAUCACAGGGCCAUGUGACCUUUGAGGAUAUUGCUGUGUACUUCUCCCAGGAGGAGUGGGGCCUCCUUGAUGAAGCUCAGAGGUGCCUGUAUCAUGACGUGAUGCUGGAGAACUUUUCGCUUAUGACCUCAGUGGGUUGUUUGCAUGGAAUAGGGGCUGAGGAGGCCCCUUCUGAGCAGACUGUUUCUCUAGAAGUGUCACAGGCCAGGACUCCAAAGCCAAGUUCUUCCAUCCCAAAUGCUCAUUCCUGUGAGAUGUGUAUCCUGGUCAUGAAAGACAUUUUGUACCUCACUGACCACCAGGGAACACUUCCCUGGCAGAAACCUUACACUUCUGCAGCCAGUGGGAAAUGGUUUUCAUUUGGUUCUAACCUGCAACAGCACCAAAACCAGCACAGUGGAGAGAAACACAUCAGAAAGGAGGAGAGCAGUGCCUUGCUUCUGAAUAGUUGCAGAAUUCCUCUGCCAGACAAUGUUUUCCCGUGCAAAGAUGUUGAGAAGGAUUUCCCAACCAUCCUGGGCCUUCUCCAGCACCAGACCACCCACAGCAGAGAAGAGUAUGCACAUAGAAGCAGGGAGACCUUUCAACAAAGACAUUACAAAUGGAGCAAAUGUGAGCAAGUUUUCAGUGAGAAGGUUCAUGUUACUGAUCAUCAGAGAGUCCACACUGGAGAAAAAGCUUAUAAACACAGGGAAUAUGGGAAAUCCUUGAACUCUAAACACUCAUUUGUUGAACACCAGAGAACCCAUAAUGCAGAAAAGCCUUAUGUAUGCAAUAUAUGUGGGAAAUCAUUCCUCCAUAAACAAACACUCAUUGGGCACCAGCAGAGAAUUCACACUAGAGAAAGGUCUUAUGUAUGCAUCGAAUGUGGGAAAUCCUUGAGCUCCAAAUACUCACUUAUGGAACACCAGAGAACCCAUAAUGGAGAAAAGCCUUAUGUGUGCAGUGUAUGUGGGAAAUCAUUCCGCCACAAACAAACGUUUGUUGGGCACCAGCAGAGGAUCCACACUGGAGAGAGGCCUUAUGUAUGUAUUGAAUGUGGGAAAUCUUUUAUUCAUUCCUAUGACCGCAUUCGACACCAGAGAGUUCACACUGGAGAAAGGGCUUAUCAAUGCAAUGAAUGUGGGAAAUCUUUCAUAUACAAACAGUCACUUCUUGAUCACCAGAGAAUCCACACGGGAGAAAGGCCUUAUGAGUGCAAAGAAUGUGGGAAAGCCUUCAUCCACAAAAAAAGACUUCUUGAGCACCAGAGAAUUCAUACUGGAGAAAAGCCUUAUGUGUGCAUCAUAUGUGGGAAAUCAUUUAUCCGCUCAUCUGACUACAUUCGACACCAGAGAAUUCACACUGGAGAAAGGGCUUAUGAAUGCAGUGAAUGUGGGAAAGCCUUCAUUUCCAAACAAACACUUCUUAAGCACCACAAAAUCCACACUAGAGAAAGGCCUUAUGAAUGUAGUGAAUGUGGAAAAGGCUUCUACCUUGAGGUUAAACUUCUUCAGCACCAAAGAAUCCAUAUUAGGGAACAACUUUAUGAGUGCAAUGAAUGUGGAAAAGUCUUCAGCCAUCAAAAAAGACUUCUUGAGCACCAGAAAGUUCACACUGGAGAAAAGCCCUGUGAGUGCAGUGAAUGUGGGAAAUGCUUUAGACACCACACCAGCCUCAUUCAACACCAGAAAGUUCAUAGUGGAGAGAGGCCUUAUAACUGCACUGCAUGUGAGAAGGCCUUUAUCUAUAAAAACAAACUUGUUGAGCAUCAGCGAAUUCACACUGGAGAAAAGCCAUAUGAGUGUGGUAAAUGUAGGAAAGCCUUCAACAAAAGAUAUUCCCUGGUCAGGCACCAGAAAGUUCAUACAAGAGAAGAGCCCUAGCAGUGUUGGGAUGUGCCAUUAUCUUACUCACCAUAACACACCAGAGAGCCGAUUUUUCAAGGGACCCAACAGAUAGAAAUUGAACCUCGUAUAUCUGCAUAUCAAUACUUGAAAGAUUCACUACAAGGUCCAAGUACUUGGGAAGCUUUCUGGAGAUUACUUGUACUUUCUAAUCUGCCCAGUGUUACAACAGACAUUAUUACCAUGUGGCAUAUCCUCAUAGUUUUCAUCAGUCACCCACAUGUGCCCAGGGAAUGCAGACAUUUUUGCUCAUCCAGUUCUGAAGGGAAUAAUGAAUAAUAAAAGCUUAUUGAGGGUCCCCUUCCAUCUUGCUGAACUGAUCAAGGCAUAGAUGAAACCCAGCUUUGACCAAGAAGAGUGAUCUGGAUUCUUGUAGCCCAUGGAGGUUUACCUUCUUCAUAGGUAUUUUUUUUUUUUUUAAUGUGAUGGCCAUGGUAGGUAGGAUAUUCCCUCCUAUACAUUACUGAAGAGGGAAAUGGACUGUCUCACCCUGCGCUGAUGCCAGUGUUCUGGCAGUGUGAAGGGUGAACAGCUCCAAUUUUCUGUGCCCGCAAGGACAUAGUAUGAGAUCAGAAAAUAGUUCUUAGUCCUGUUUGUCUUAAUUUUUAUUGGUUUCAAAGGUCUCCUAGGGAAGACAUCAGAGCUUCAUGGUCCUAAUCAUGGUGUUGAUGCCAAUUUUAUUUUUAGGUCCAGAGAAGAGGCAUUUGUGACAAACUCAAGUGCUGGGAUCUGCAUGAAUUGUUUAUUUGCAGUGAUGCUCCAUAUUUCCUAGCAUUGGUCAUGACAUCUUAUUUCCCAGGUCCUUCAUUGUAGCCAUGAGCACUGAGGGACAGAAUUGAUAGGCAGGUCACUGGUUCUAAGACCUACUGGGGCCAGGUGAGAACAAUAAUUGGUCCAGACAGGUAGGUGUGAUAAAUAGAGUGGAAAAGAUUGUAGCCAAGAAGAGUAAAUGUGUUCCAUCCAGAAGUGCAUCCAGAAAUACCUAUGUUAAUAUGGCUUCAUGGUUUAGUGGUAUAUAGAGAUUCUCAGGACCUCAGAUCUUUGUUUCUCCUUUGGUCACAGUCAUCAUCAGAAUAAGUCAUCUGAAGAUUUUGUGGACUCCCAUACCUUCUGUACUGUUUUUGAGAUGAUUGCUGCACAAGCAGGAAAGCAGGAUUUGAAUGAACAUAGACCUUGCCUUCCAGAUAUGUGGUUUUUGUGAUUCAACCAGAUCUGUUGUGCCAGUUAGGAAUUAUUUUGAUUACUUCCCAUUUGUUGCCGCUGCUGAGAAGGCUGUCCUUCCUAACUUGAGGAGAUGAAUCCUUAAUAAGUAAAUCUUGUGUUACCCUAUAGUCUGGUUUUCCAAAAGGAGAAGUGGAUGUAUAUUUUUGUGUGGAACAAUUUAUCUUACAACAUUGAAGUGCAGUUUUCAUACACAAAACCUAUCUUUUUAAGAAUUCUGUUUGU
Molecule: messenger RNA, 6994 nt
Organism: Cebus imitator (Panamanian white-faced capuchin)
Lineage: Eukaryota; Metazoa; Chordata; Mammalia; Primates; Cebidae
Gene: ZNF549
Product: zinc finger protein 549
Exons: 3
Coding region: 3512-5527 (671 amino acids)
Biological process (GO): negative regulation of transcription by RNA polymerase II
Cellular component (GO): nucleus
Molecular function (GO): RNA polymerase II transcription regulatory region sequence-specific DNA binding; DNA-binding transcription repressor activity, RNA polymerase II-specific
Source: RefSeq, a predicted model, not a curated record